AUGGAAGAGGAAGAGGAGACCAAAAUCACUGAAAAGUACAGGCCAACGAGUUUAGGAGGUGUCAGGGGAAAUGAAGAAAUUUUGAUUUGUCUUAGGAAAUUCAACCUGGUGGAUCUGCCAAAUAUGCUGUUUUAUGGGCCAUCUGGAACAGGGAAGACCACGUCAAUCAGGGCACUGCUGAACAACAAAAUGAGUCCAAUCAACGUGUUGGAGCUGAAUGCGUCAGACGAAAGGGGAAUCGACACCGUACGAAACAGAAUCAAGCAGUUUGCUGAGACGUCAGUGGAACACAGGCUGGUGAUUCUGGAUGAGGCAGACAGCAUGAGCAAGGAUGCACAGGGUGCAUUGAGGCGAAUAAUGGAAGACUACCCAAAUUGCAGAUUCUGCCUGAUUUGCAACUACGCCAGGAAAGUGAUUGAGCCAAUUCAGUCGCGAUGUGCCAAAUUCAGGUUUACGCCAAUUAGUCCAUCUCAAACACGAAUGUGUGUUGUGGACAUUCUGAGGAAGGAGAAUGUGGAAGUGAGAGACGAGGAGGGACUGGAGUUGCUGGUUGAGUCAUCAGACGGAGACUUGAGGAGACUCGUGAACGACAUUCAGGGAAUAAAAAGGGCGUAUGGGUCCAUUUCAAGGGAAAACAUGGAGGAGUUUCUGGGAACAGUUCCAAGAGAGAGAAUUGAGGCAAUUUACUCCAUUCUGAAAGAUGGGGAGAUUGGAUUCAAGGAGGCAUUUGACAGAAUAAGGAAGAUGGAGGUAGAGACAAUGGCAAUAGUGGACGAGGUAUUCAAGAGGGUGUUGAAGAGUGAUAGAGAGGACAGGUUCAGAAUUAUCAGGGGACUAGGGGAUAUUGAGGUUGGAAAGGCGAUAGAAUGCAGUGAUCACGUUCAGUUGGCUGUUUUGGUUGGAUUAUUCAAAUAA
Enterospora canceri is the source of this 915-nucleotide messenger RNA. Lineage: Eukaryota; Fungi; Microsporidia; Enterocytozoonidae. The record is from the annotation of a GenBank genome assembly.